AUGAACGUGCAAGAUAGAAGAAGAUUACUAGGUCCAGGAAAUGCGAAACCAAUUGCAUUCGCAAGUAGUCUUGAACCAGAAACAGAACCGUUAAAAGCAGAAGAAGUAGCCAAAAAGGAUGGAAUACCAUCGCUGUCAAUCAAAUCCGACAUAAUAGAAAAUUGUAACGGCUCCACAUUAAUAGAAUCGGAUGAAUUUUCUAUUGUAACAUCUGUAUAUGGACCGAAGUCUAUCCGUGGGUCAUUUACAUCUCAAGGAACAAUUUCUAUUCAAUUAAAAAAUGGUAUAGUGGAGAAAUAUCAAACAAACGAAUUGAAGGAAGUAGCUUCAUGGCUAGUUGGGAUAUUUAAUUCUGUGGUGAAUCUAGAAAAGUAUCCAAAAUCAGGUAUAGAUAUAUUUGUUAAUUUAGUUAUCGAUAAGACUAAUGACAUUAGUAAAUUAAUUCCUUUCAUUGUUAUGUCUACCUGUCUAGCAUUGGUUGAUAGUGGAAUUGAAAUGAUUGAUUUAACUACAGCUGCAGAAAUUGAUGGGAAUGUUAUCUCAUUUACUAAGGGUGGUGAAGAAAUAGUUGGAUUCUGGAAAGACAACGGUGAUGCCGUUUUCAAUGAUGAAGAUUUUACAAGUAUUCUAGGACGUUGUAAGGAACAGUACAUAAAUUAUAAGAGUUUAAUGGUCAACUAUCUUUUACAAGGAAAGAAGAAGUAG
This is a messenger RNA of Naumovozyma dairenensis CBS 421, 705 nucleotides long. It is a transcript of the gene MTR3, whose product is annotated as exosome non-catalytic core subunit MTR3. Bases 1 to 705 code for a protein of 234 amino acids. The transcript has a single exon. Gene Ontology annotation, biological process: poly(A)-dependent snoRNA 3'-end processing; nuclear mRNA surveillance; U4 snRNA 3'-end processing. Gene Ontology annotation, cellular component: nuclear exosome (RNase complex); nucleolus; cytoplasmic exosome (RNase complex). The record is from RefSeq and is a predicted model, not a curated record. NCBI's taxonomy places the organism in Eukaryota, Fungi, Ascomycota, Saccharomycetes, Saccharomycetales, Saccharomycetaceae.